Spirometra erinaceieuropaei is the source of this 1680-nucleotide messenger RNA. NCBI's taxonomy places the organism in Eukaryota, Metazoa, Platyhelminthes, Cestoda, Diphyllobothriidea, Diphyllobothriidae. The record is from the annotation of a GenBank genome assembly.
AUGGCCUUUAGUUACGACGAGGUUCUGGAGAGACUCUACGGAACAGGUCUGUACCAGAUCGUCCUCACCAUCUGCUGUUCACUCUCUUCGAUGAUGAUGUCCUACGAGUAUCAGUCAAUGAUCUUCAUGCACUAUACUCCCUCCUUCAGUUGUUCAGAUUCGCGAUUAAGAGACCUCUCCAGCAUUAGAUGGAUUUCUUCCUCGACCUUUGCUGCUCUCUUUAACGACCCUUCUGGUAUGGAUAGAGUUCCCGCAAAUGAUACCGUUGAAGAACAAUGCUGGGCCAUAGGACGACGCAAUGACACCAGCCAAUUGGAAUUGUUCGUUUGCUCAGAGUGGCACUUCGAUCAGUCAGUCAUGCGUCGAACUUUGCCUACGGACUUUACUCUGAUUUGCGGCCGUAAAGAUCUGAUCAAGUGGCUGUCUAGUAGCAUGUUUUUCUUUAUCGCUGUGGGACAUGCUAUCGCAGUCUUUACGGACAAAAUCAGUCGCCGGAAGUUGCUAAUCUUCUACGUGGUUGCUGAGAUCAUAGUUACCGGCACAACCCAAUUUGGUACCUACUUUGAAGUCAUUUUUAUGCUGCGAUUGGUGCGUAUGCUGACCAUGCCUCUAAACUAUGUGGCUUCUUGCAUUCUACAGGAGCUUUUGCCCACGCGAAAGCGGGGCCUCUUUGGCACUCUUUAUUGGAUGCCCUUCGUGCUUGGGUACGUAGGUUCGGCAGGUUUAGCCUACCUGACCCGAGACUGGUAUUGGUUUCGGAUCUACGGCCUGCCCCUCAUGAUCUCCUACAUCCCAAUAUUCUUCAUAAUGCCUGAGUCACUUAGGUGGCUGUCAGCUAAUGGCGAGUACGCAAAGUUUCGCGUUCUUUUAAGGAGGAUCGCACACUGGAACAAGGUGAGUCUGACCGAGGAUUUCGAGGAUGAAGCGGUUAAAUCGAUUAUCGGAUCUGAAACUCACAAUCAGUUCCCUAACAAUCGAGCCGACUUAGCCAAUGCGGACGACGAAUCAAAGGCGGUCUCUUUCGCCGUUACAGAUAAGAUAAGCGACAUUUCUGCUCUGCCAAACAUGCGCAAAAAAACUCUCAUUUUAUGCCUUCACAUGUCGACCGCGUGUCUUUCUUUCUAUGGUCUAUCUACGAGCCAAAAUUUUGCUAGCAACAAUAUUUUCCUGAAUGUGCUUUGCAUGGGUCUAGGUGAACUGCCCGCGCCGUUUAUCGGUUGGGCGAUGGCCCACUUCUUCUGUAGGCGGCUGUCAGUGACUAUUCUAGCCGUUAUCACGGCCACGGCUGUUUUGAUUGGCCCGGUGGUGAGGCCGCUGUCGGAUGUUGCUUGCGCCAUGGUUGUCUUUCUUGGGAAGGUGACCGCCUCCUGCAUGGUUGGCUUAGCCAUCCUCAUCGUGACGGAAAUAUACCCCACAACGAUACGUAACAUGGGCGUCUUCUUGACCAUGUCAUUCGGCUGCGCCGUAUCCUGUUUUGCCCCAGUCAUCAACUACACGGAUGCUAUCCAUUACUCUGUGCCGGGAGCCAUUUAUGCAAUCGUCAUUCUUUUGGGCGCGCUGUUAAUACUGGCCUUUAUACCUGAAACAAAACGGUGUCCACUUGCUCAGCGGCUUUACCAGGCAGAGAAACUGGUUCGCGGAAAGGAGGAGGAAUGGAUUGAAUUCAUGAGAAGAAAGUAA